Pocillopora verrucosa is the source of this 2029-nucleotide messenger RNA. RefSeq names its product protein ENTREP2. The record is from RefSeq and is a predicted model, not a curated record. Lineage: Eukaryota; Metazoa; Cnidaria; Anthozoa; Scleractinia; Pocilloporidae. Gene Ontology annotation, cellular component: membrane.
AAUCGUCUGGGACAAAGAUGAUAUGAAGGCAGUCUGAGUUUUGAACAUUUCUCGCCGGAGGCACGAUCGAAUUAGGUUAAUGUAUUUGGUUCGUGCUAUGUUUCACCAAAAGCGACCUAGUCGCAUCGAAACUUUCAAUUUCACAAGAUGAACACACAAGAUACACGAAGUCAACAGAUGUUCAAAAUUCGUCGAACAACUCUUGGAUUUGGUGUUGUUCAAAUCCUCUUAGGCGUCUCAUUAACUGCGUUGUCUUUCGCAGCUUUCGCCUUCACUUCUUCGGAUAGAAUACGUAACGCUUGUCCUUACUGGGCUGGAUUCGCGGUUUUUUGGAGCGGUGGUGUAGGUAUAAUUGCUUGGAAGCAUUCGUCUGUGAUGUCGAUGAGUUUGUUCACAUUCUUCUCAGCGGUAUGUGUGGUUCUGCAGAUGAUUGGUACAAUUCUAACAGGAGAUGCAGGAGGCUUGCUCAGAUCACUUGUCAUGUGUGAAAAAGAAAUUUCAGGGCCUCGCUGCAAGUGCUGUGAAUCUGAAAUGGCCUGCUAUCAAGGUGUGGGAGUGGUGGAAUUUGAGGGGGUGCAGGACUGCAGUGUGAUAACAGGACUACUUACUGGGUUGUUAUAUGGACUUUGUGUUCUAACCAUCUUUGGAAGCUUACUGUGCUUCAUUGCAACUAUCUUGGGAUGUACUGCAGUAGCACGUCAAACAAGUCGACAUCAGGGGCUUUGUGGUCGCCAUAGUUCAAGGAGGUCCCAUGCUAGUAGGAACCCAGACAGCUACACUUGGGCUCCUUGUUCGACAGACCUUACAAUGUUGCCGCCCUACGCGCCACCGGUAUAUCACUCCGUGGAUAAUUUUCAAGAAUAUGGUCUGUCGUCAUGCAUAGUCCCGCCUCCAGUGUUUGACCCUACUGACUUACCUCCACCUUACUCAUCACAGAAUCCUUCCUUAGCCGAUUCUCAGAACUCUUUGACUUCUCCGGAGUCUUCAAACAACCUACCACAAUCUUCUGAAACGGACGUACAUUUCCAGCCUAUGCACUCGAGGCAUCAGGCAUUAAGUUACGACGAGGAACUCAGGGCCCCGCCUUCAGCCACCCUUAGCAUCUCUAGGGAAGGUUGCAACCUCCAAGAUAGAGGUGUGCCUUGGAAUGGCCACCUCAAUGCUAUGUCGGACAGUAGUGACCUUCUCACAGCUAGCGCUUCAUCCGAUUUGUCAAGCAGCUGUAAUAGGUGCUCUUCUGAACAACAAACGAAUGUUAAUGACACUGAUAUAUACAAGACAAUUCUUAUUGGAGCCACGCCUUUGCUUAAUCAUCCUGCAAAGUCUAGAAUUCAAGCGGAGUUCUCAGAACUAGUUGAAGCUUCCUCAGGCUCAAGGAGGCGAACAUCGUCGCUACAGGAGACAUCAACCAAAGAUAGUGUUCACGCUCGUAAUGUACCGGCGGUUUCUACAUCUUCUGCCCGAGGGACUCCUAUCUUAUCCCUGCGCACCCGGAGUAGAUCUUUAGGUGAAAACGCUAUCUAUGUGAAUUCAUUUGAGGUCAUGGCUCGACCUCCGCCCAACAUGCGACUGCCAGUUGAUGAACAGCUCAAAACUUGUAAUACUGCUAAGCCCGUCACCACCAGAAACUCCCAUCGACUUACAAAAAAAGGAACUCCGCUCAAAGGUGAUCCUUCGAAAGAUCACAUCAGCAGUCGUAGCGAGCAGAGGAAGGACAAAGUAAAAAAAAGACGACGAAGGCAUUCGCAUGGCAUUUCGAGACACAAGGAAAGAUGGAAUGUUAACUGUGAAUCACUAAACUCGCAAGUGAAUCGUGGAAACGACGAUUCAGUUACACAAGGCAAAGAAACGGUAGUAUGAAGAUAUGUGUUAGUGGCUUAGGCCUUAAUUAGAAGGUAGGUUGGGUUUGGAGAUAACAGGAAAAAUGACAGGGGUGAUCUUGGCAGCUUAACGAGGGGAAAGUGUGUGGAUUGGAACCAGAUAUAAUAGACUUGUCCCCGGAAAAUUACCAUACGAAAGACAUUUAAUA